ACAGAGAGAGAGAGAGAUGGCCACGUUCACGUAUCUUUGACACUGCAGGCUCAAAGGAGGAGUCUUCUUUCUUGCGGGGGAGUUGUUUGGGCAGGGCCACCGCCUCACAUAGCAGCCGGAGGCUCACCAUCUUGGGUGCCCCUGUGAUGGGUAGCCGCUGGGGAGCUCUGUGCCGGCUCCCUCCCCUCAUCUCCUGGACUGUCAUGGCUAUACUCUUAGUGGAUGCAGAUGUUGACUCUGAUGCUGCUGUGAAGUUCUUGAAGGUCCCUCCGGUCUUCUCGGCCUCAUCGUCAGCUACAUUUCAGUUUGAGGUCACGGAGGGGAGGAAUGGCAGCUCAUGCCACGACUGCAGUAUCAGCUGCAAGUUAGAUAACUACAAUUCUUUUGCUUGUGAACGGAAGGAAGUUACAUACUCAGGCUUGCUCGAUGGAAAUCAUACCUUUAAGAUCUGCUCCAGUGGUUCCCAAGGAGUUCGUUGUGCCAGCUAUAAUUGGACUGUUGAUACAAUUUCCCCUACUGCCUAUAUUUCUGCUGCAUCUUUCACAAAUGCGUUAAAUAUUUCAGUCAAUGUUUCUUUCAGUGAACCUUGCACCAGUGGAGGUGGAUUUAAAUGUUCCCCCAGUCAUUGCGAUCUUCUCAUUUAUGGAGCCGGCCGUGUUUUACCAUCUACUCUAAGGGUUCUUCUUCCUGGCCUGAAAUUUUCCUUUAUGGUGGGAAUAUCAGCUGAUGUUCAGUUUGGUCGUUUGAUACUGGCAAUGGAUAAGGUAUUUUGUACUGACAAUGCUGGGAACAUGUUCAAACAAUCAUCAGAUUCAAGUUUCAUAUUGCAUUUUGAUAGAAGAAGUGUUUUCAUGAACUUGACAAGUCACGUUCCAGAAAAGCUACUUCAACUUAAUGGCUUGCUUCGAACUGUGCAAGUUAGUAACAGUGCUAGGGAUUUGAAAAUUUAUCUGUCGUUCUCAGAGCCAGUUCUUAAUUCAUCUGAAGAAAUUCUGGAUCUUCUUCAUGCAAGUAGUGGUUUACUUGUUCCGACAAAUAAGAGUAAUCUUGGAAACCGUCGGUUUGGCUACCUAGUACAAAAUAUUUCAAGCAUGACUGUUGUUACUAUAAGUUGUGAUACUACAUAUAUAAUCACCAGACAAGGGACUCCAGUUUCUCCAUCAGAUCCAAUCACAUUCCUUUAUGAUGCUGACAGGCCAUCUGUAAGGCUGAGUACAACUUCUAACAUAUGGACCAGACAACAUAAAAUCCCAGUGCUGAUAAACUUUGAGAAGCCUGUUUUUAACUUUAAUUCUUCAGCUAUAAUAAUUUCUGGAGGAUCGAUACUGAGUUUUCAUGAAAUAACAAAGAGCACAUAUAUUAGUGAAAUACACGGCAAUGGUAGUGUGAUAUCAGUGGAAGUUCCUGAAAAUAGGACAACAGAUAUUGCCGGAAACAAGAACCUUGCAUCAAACCUUCUACAAGUGAAUCACUAUUCCACGCCCACAGUAUCAUCAUUGUUAUCAAUAGUUGCUACUGUUGCACUUGCAAUGACAUCAAUGGUGGCAACCCUCCUUACUCUUUCAUCUUCGAGCCUUCUAUAUUCUGGAGCAAUUUCUGGACAGAAAUCAUAUGUUGUUUCUGAACCAUCAAGGAACCUUUUGGUAGAGUGCAGAAGCUUUUGAAACUUAGAAAUUACUAGAUUAUUAAGUUGUUUUUUAUUUCCUUUUGAUGUCAUAUAUCAAUUCAAUAAGAAGCUAACCAGAACUCUCGAUUUCCUAAGCAUCACCUGUGUUCAUAUCAGUUCCUAAAAAAACUCAAAAUGACAUUACAGUUUAUUAGUAAAAAAAAAAAAAAAACACAGAUUGUACUUACAUUAAUAAGAAAAAUUGUUAAUACUUAAUACACUUCAAAUUGUUCAUGUAUUCAAAAAUAAGAUCUAUCAUGGGCCUUGUAUAUUUAUGUUCUUUUGGCA
Molecule: messenger RNA, 1954 nt
Organism: Musa acuminata subsp. malaccensis (wild Malaysian banana)
Lineage: Eukaryota; Viridiplantae; Streptophyta; Magnoliopsida; Zingiberales; Musaceae
Source: RefSeq, a predicted model, not a curated record